AUGUUUGCUAAAUUUGUGAUUAUAACAGUUUUUCUUUUACUAUCCGUCAACUCUUUGCCAUCACUUAGAUCUUCGACUGAUAGUACUAUACAACCUAUUUCGUAUGAUUGUCUAACUUGUCUCUAUCAAACCACACCAGGAUGCAGUAACCAACACAGACCUUGUUUGGAUAAUCGUUGUGGACCCCUUUGUAUUACGAAAGCAUAUUGGGAAGAUGCUGGAAAAUUAACAAUAAAUAAUGAAAAACCAAGUGACCCCAAUGCAUCUGUUCAUUGUCUUAAUGAUCAAGAUUGUGCUUUUAAUGUUGUUAAAUCAUAUACUCAACGAUUUGCUCAGGAUUGUAAUAAUGAUGGUGUUAUUAAUGAUGAAGACUACGUUCGUAUUCAUCAUCUUGGUGGAUACGGUUGCAAUGGUGCUCUCAACUCUGAUAAUGAACGUUUAAUAAACACUUGCAUGAAUCAAAAAAAAAAUAAAAAUCAUUACAGUUUUGCUGGUAGAACAUUCAAAAAAGAAUAA
Molecule: messenger RNA, 516 nt
Organism: Aphidius gifuensis
Lineage: Eukaryota; Metazoa; Arthropoda; Insecta; Hymenoptera; Braconidae
Product: lysozyme-like
Exons: 4
Coding region: 1-516 (171 amino acids)
Molecular function (GO): lysozyme activity
Source: RefSeq, a predicted model, not a curated record